Molecule: messenger RNA, 3045 nt
Organism: Hibiscus syriacus
Lineage: Eukaryota; Viridiplantae; Streptophyta; Magnoliopsida; Malvales; Malvaceae
Product: receptor protein kinase TMK1-like
Exons: 2
Coding region: 97-2892 (931 amino acids)
Biological process (GO): protein phosphorylation
Molecular function (GO): protein kinase activity; ATP binding; protein binding
Source: RefSeq, a predicted model, not a curated record
CAUAUCAUCAAUGCCACCAUAAACCCAAACUUUCCUUCCAAAUUUCCUCACUUUCUCUAUCAAUUUUCUCAAGGAAAAAAAAAAAGGAGAACAACAAUGAAGAAACCCCAUUUUCUGGGAUGUCUUGCUUUUCAGUUUCUUGCAGCCAUUUACUUUUUCACUUCACAAGUCUCUUCUCAAUUCAGCCCUGACUCACCAGCCAUGGAAAAGCUAAAAACAAGCGUAAAAAUCCCAUCUUCACUCGACUGGUCUGACCCUGACCCUUGUCAAUGGGCUAAAGUGGACUGUCAAGAGAAUAGAAUCACCAGAAUCCAAAUACCAAGCAAAAACAUUGGUGGAACACUUCCACCCGAGCUCAAGAACUUGACUCAGCUCACCAUCUUUGAAGUAAUGAACAACAAAAUCAAUGGCCCAAUCCCGAGUCUUGCUGGUUUAACUCAGCUGCAAGAAGCUAACUUCCACAACAACAACUUUUCAUCUUUCCCGCCAGAUUUCUUCACUGGUUUAACUUCACUGACUGCCAUUCACCUUGACAACAACCCUUUAGAGCCAUGGGAGAUCCCGAAGAGCUUAAAGGAAGCAACUUAUCUGAAAACUUUCUCGGCCAACAAUGCUAACAUCAAAGGCAAAAUCCCGGGUUUUUUUGACCCGGAAACUUUCCCAUCUUUGACAGAACUUCAUUUGGCUUCAAACAAUCUUGAAGGAGAAUUGCCUGUUGAGUUCUCUGGUUCAAUGAUUCAGUCCUUGUGGGUUAACGGGCAGAGUCUGAAUGGCACAAUCCAAGUGAUUCGAAACAUGUCUUCUUUGACUGAGGUAUGGCUUCAUGAGAGCAAGUUUUCAGGUCCUUUACCUGAUUUUUCAAUGUUAACUCAGUUGAGGAACUUGAGUUUAAGAGAUAAUCACUUCACUGGUAUUGUCCCUUUGUCUUUGGUUAACUUGAAGUCACUUUAUAUUGUGAACUUGACUAAUAAUGAACUUCAAGGUCCGACCCCUCGAUUUGCUGAUCAUGUGAUUGCUGAUAUGAAUGCCGGUAGUAAUAGAUUUUGCUUAGAUAAUCCCGGUGUUGCUUGCGACGGUCGCAUUAAUAUAUUGUUAUCUAUAUCAGAAUCUGUUGGCUAUCCGGAUAGUUUUUCUGUUGAAUGGAAAGGUAAUGAUCCUUGUGACGAUUGGCUCGGUAUCGUAUGUGAUCGAGGAGAGAUUAUUUCCGUUCUUUUCGCAAAGAAGGGGCUUACCGGUUCAAUUUCAAGCAACUUUUCGAUGCUUACAUCGUUGAGAACGUUGGAUCUUUCGGAUAACAAUCUUACCGGGCUCAUACCAGCAGAGCUCACUACAUUGCCUAAGCUUGCUCGAUUAGAUGUUUCGAACAAUAGGCUUUAUGGAAAGAUACCGUCUUUUAGGCAUGAUGUUGAUGUAAUUACUGCUGGAAACAGAGAAAUUGGAAAAGAGACGGUUCCUAGUACAUCUGGAGGCAGAUCUCCUGGUGGUGACAAUGCUGCUAAUCCUUCUGGAAAUGGUGAAAAGAAAUCUAAUAAAGGCACAGUUUUGGGUUGUACCAUUGGUGUUGUUGGUGGCUUGAGUCUUCUUGUUUCGGUCAUCUGUUUGUGUGCCGGAAAACAAAAGCGUACUAGUAAGAUACAGAGUCCGUCUACUUCGCUUGUACAUCAUCAUCAUUCCGGUGACCAAGGAGUCAAGAUAACCGUUUCUGGACCGUGCAUUACUGGUCAAAGUGAAACCUUCCGCAACAUGAACAGUGGACCUACUGCUGUUCACAUGGUUGAGUCCAGUUGCAUGGCUAUCUCAAUUCAAGUUUUGAGGAAUGUCACAGAUAAUUUCAGUGAGCAAAAUAUAUUGGGAAAAGGUGGUUUUGGGACAGUUUACAAAGGGGAAUUGCACGAUGGGACGAAGAUUGCAGUGAAAAGGAUGGAAUCUGGUGCCGUGAGUGCAAAAGGUUUGGCCGAGUUUAAGUCGGAGAUUGCGGUUUUUACUAAGGUUCGUCACCGCCAUUUGGUUGCAAAUCUUGGAUAUUGCUUGGAUGGAAACGAGAGGCUUCUUGUUUAUGAAUACAUGCCUCAGGGGACCCUCAGCAGGCACCUAUUCAACUGGAAGGAAGAAGGGUUGAAACCACUCGACUGGACGAGGCGACUUACAAUUGCCUUAGACGUGGCUCGAGGUGUUGAGUAUCUACAUGGACUGGCGCAGCAGAGUUUCAUUCAUCGAGAUCUUAAGCCAUCGAAUAUUCUUCUCGGAGAUGAUAUGCGUGCUAAAGUUGCAGAUUUUGGCUUGGUUCGACUAGCUCCAGCGGAUGGUAAACAUUCAGUCGAAACAAAACUUGCAGGAACAUUUGGGUAUAUGGCACCAGAGUAUGCAGUUACCGGCCGAGUGACCACAAAGGUGGAUGUAUUUAGCUUUGGUGUAAUCCUCAUGGAGUUGAUCUCAGGCCGUAAGGCACUCGACGAAACACAGUCCGAAGAGAGCCUGCACCUCGUGACAUGGUUCCGAAGGAUGUACGUAAAUAAGGACACAUUCCUUAAGGUCAUUGACAAAACCAUUCAUCUCGAUGAAGAAAAACUUGCCAGUAUUAGAACAGUGUCGGAACUGGCUUGCCACUGCUGUGCAAGGGAGCCCAACCGGAGGCCAGAUAUGAACCAUGUGGUCAAUCUGUUGUCAUCACUGGUCGAGCUCUGGAAACCAGAACAACCUGAUUCCGGUGACAUAUAUGGCAUUGACCUCGAAUUGACUCUACCACAAGCACUCAAAAAAUGGCAAGCAUUAGAGAACAGCAAUUUGAAUGAUUCUUCAUCAUUUCUGGCCAGUACAGACACUACACAGACCAGUAUACCUCGCCUCCCAUCUGGGUUUGCAGAUUCGUUUAGAUCAGCUGAUGCUCGAUGAAAACAAUGAAAAGUAAAACACAGGUUCUGGCUUUGAUUGUUUGUUCUAAGAUGUUUGGUCUGUUCAUUUCUCACUGUAAGAUUUGCUCUUCUGCUAUAUUUUAGCCAGAGCAGAUUGUUUCUCCCAUUAUUUAUCUCUGUAAUCUGAAACAGU